This is a messenger RNA of Musa acuminata subsp. malaccensis (wild Malaysian banana), 691 nucleotides long. Its product is annotated as histone H2B.2. Gene Ontology annotation, cellular component: nucleosome. Gene Ontology annotation, molecular function: structural constituent of chromatin; protein heterodimerization activity; DNA binding. The record is from RefSeq and is a predicted model, not a curated record. NCBI's taxonomy places the organism in Eukaryota, Viridiplantae, Streptophyta, Magnoliopsida, Zingiberales, Musaceae.
GCCUGUGAUUCUAGUCGAUCUUUUCUCGUUGCAACGACAAGCUCUGUUCCUAAUGGCGCCGAGGGCGGAGAAGAAGCCGGCGGAGAAGAAGCCUGCUGCGGCGGAAGAGAAGGAGAAGAGGGCGGAGAAACAGCCCAAGGCCGGGAAGCACCUCCCCUCCAAGGACGGCGCCUCCAUCGACAAGAAGAAGAAGAAGGCGAAGAAGGGGAGCGAGACGUACAAGAUCUACAUCUUCAAGGUGCUGAAGCAGGUGCACCCGGACAUCGGCAUUUCCAGCAAGGCCAUGUCCAUCAUGAACUCCUUCAUCAACGACAUCUUCGAGAAGCUGGCCCAGGAGGCCGCCCGCCUCGCCCGCUACAACAAGAAGCCCACCAUCACCUCCCGCGAGAUCCAGACCUCGGUCCGCCUCGUCCUCCCCGGCGAGCUCGCCAAGCACGCCGUGUCUGAGGGCACCAAGGCCGUGACCAAGUUCACCAGUUCCUGAGCGCUCGCCGCCUCUAGGGUUUCUGGUGGUGGUCAUGACUGCUCUCAGAUCUUGCUUCCUUUUACUAUGAUGUGUUGAUUUAGGGUUUCCUUUUGAUUUCUUUGGUUAGUGUAUGAAAUACGAUUUCUUCUCGUUGGAGGACUUGAAAUUCUACUAAAUCUCUUUUGUUUGAAAAAGGAUUCGAUAUUCUGAUCUCAGUUUUUUAAA